GUACUUGUCCUGUGUCUGGAAGAGUCUCAAAGCUGGGGAAAAGACUGCACCUAGACAAACCUCUGCAAGACCCACAGAAUGGAGAAGACAAGUAAAGUGCAAGAAGAAAAGCACCUCACAGGAACCUUGGUGCUCUCCGUCUUCGCUGCAGUGCUGGGCUUCUUCCAGUAUGGAUACGGUCUUGGGGUCCUCAACGCUCCUCAAAGGGUAAUAGAGGCCCAUUACAGCCGGGUACUGGGCAUUGCCCCCAUUGACAGAAGUGCCAACAAUUUCACGGACACAAAUGGAAGCAUGGUCUCCCCAACUGUAGUAGGACAGGAUGUAGGCAAGAGUGUCACAAGCUCUCACCACAUACUCACGCUCUACUGGUCCCUGUCAGUGUCCAUUUUUGCCGUUGGUGGAAUGAUUUCCUCUUUCACUGUUGGAUGGAUUGGCGAUAAACUGGGCAGAGUGAAAGCCAUGCUGGCUGUGAAUGUUCUGUCUAUCACUGGAAAUCUCCUCAUGGGACUGGCAAAAUUUGGCCCAUCUCACAUCCUUAUUAUAGCUGGAAGAGCAAUCACAGGGCUGUACUGUGGAAACGGAACCUCAUGUUUAUGUCAAGACCUUUGGAAACAGACGAUGCCACACAUGAAGGCUAUCAUCAGGACUUGUUCCAAUGUAUGUUGGUGAGAUAUCACCUACAGCCCUUCGAGGAGCCCUGGGAACACUGCACCAGCUUGCUACAGUCACGGGUAUUCUCAUCAGCCAGGUAUGUAAA
This is a messenger RNA of Pelodiscus sinensis (Chinese soft-shelled turtle), 757 nucleotides long. The record is from RefSeq and is a predicted model, not a curated record. NCBI's taxonomy places the organism in Eukaryota, Metazoa, Chordata, Testudines, Trionychidae.